AAAUACAGUUUACCUACAAAUGUAAAAAAACUGUAUUAAUAUUUUUGCAUAGUAAUUUCUGUAUAUUCAAAAUUUUUAAAUAAAAGUGUGAGUGCAUAUUAUUUUAUACUUAUGCAUAGAUGGGUCAAUCAGAAUGGAAACAAAAGCUGUUUAAUUUAGGUUAUGUGAAACCCUUAGGCACAACAUUUAUAGUGACAGGUUUGGGUUGGUUGUUGUAUGAAGUACAUGCCACAGCCAACACACUCAAAACUGUUGGCCAGGUGAGGAUUAUAAGGCAUGGAGUAAAGUAUAUCCACAUUGAUGAAACCAUUACUAAAGGAUUGAGACUAGGAAAUCAAGGGUAUCUGGAGCAUCAUGUGGGGCGGUGGAGACUCUCUAGCUGGCUUCAGCGUUUCAGGUACAGGCUGGCCCAGAGACUCCUGCAUUUAGCUCAGACAGAGGACUGGCAGUGGCGGACUGUGGCGGUCCACCAUCUAGCACGUCUCCACCACCUGUCAGAGGCAGAUCGGAUACAACUGGCUCAGGCCUGUGACUGCCACACUGCUGUGGGUUUGGCCAGGAGUCGGGACACCAGAGACGGCUUCUUCCUCCCCCCACCUUUGUACAAGACCACAGACAAUGAGGAGUUGGUCACAGAGAUAAGAGACAUACUGUACAAACUGAAUAAAAGUAGUGGUCAUCUGUGUGUCAAGUAUUUUUUAUCCAAGGCAUUUCCAGAGUAUGAGAAACAAAGCAACUACCUGAUGGAUGCAGAAGUCAUGCUGACUGAGCCAUGGACCAUACUGACAUCUCAGGACAAUCUUCUUCCUUUGUGUGUUCAGGCAUUAGACCAUCACAUCUCCACACUUUGCAAUGAAACUUAUCUUGUAGAGCUGGGAGGGUUACCUCUGUUGAUGUCCAUUUAUCAACAAUACAAAAACAACAGCAGUGUUUGCAAAAUGAUCUGCAGAAUUUUGGCAAGAAUCUGUUCACAUCAAGAAUUUCUCCCUCAGGUUUUUUCAUCCGGAUGGAUAGGAGUCCUGGCUAUGUGGCUGGAGAGUGAGGAUCAACACCUUAGUCUGCUGGCCGGUCAGAGCCUGGCUAAUCUGGACAGGGAUGACAUGACCCAGGCACAUUAUGGCAGACAUGUGGUCCCACUUUAUCCUACGUAUCGAGCUCACCAGCCUCUUGUAGAUGUUGUGUUCGUACACGGACUCCUGGGUAGCGUGCUCAGUACUUGGCGGCAGCGAGACUCCACUCACUCGGCCAUCUUAGGUCUACAGAAGGAGGAUAUAAUGGAGGAUACCUGCAGAAGAAGACGACAUUCGAGUGACGAACAUACGGAGGAGUAUCUGACGACCAUGACGGAACUGACAGACUCAGAAUGGGAUCAGAUAGGCUCAGACUUUGAGUUUGUCUUCACUGACUUUCCUCUGCACUGCAAGACUCAGAGCUGUCAGCAGUUUACUCUCAGUGGGAAUGACAGUCGGGUUAGGCAGCAAGGAAACGACAAGUCCUACACGUUGUGCUGGCCCAAGGACUGGUUACCUCAGGACUGUCCUUCUAUAAGAGUGUUAGGUGUUGACUACGAAAGUCGUCUUUCUGACUGGUUUCCCACCUGUUCUGAGAAACUCAGGGUUAAGUCACUGGAAGAGAAAUCAGCGAUAGUACUGGAUCAGCUAAUGAGAUGUGGUAUUGGCCAGAGACCAACUGUAUGGGUGGCUCACUCUAUGGGUGGACUGCUUGUCAAGAAAAUACUCACUGAGGCCCUGUCAAGCUGUGACUACGAGGCUCGUCGUAUUGCACUCAACACAAGAGCUGUGGUGUUCCUGAGCACUCCACACUUUGGAUGUCCUCUGGCAAAGAUCAACGACGUCCUCGGCUACCUCCUGCUACCUUCCACAGAGGUCGAGGAGCUAAGAAAUAAUACUCGUAUACUGACUGACCUUCAUGAACGUUUCAAUGAUCUUCUACAGGAAGUCAAUGUCAAAAUUGUAACAUUUACUGAAACAAAGUCCACUAGGAUAGCCACCCUUGGAAUGGACUUGCACAUAGUACCUCCGGAAUUCUCUUAUUUUGAAGUGGGUGAUUUGUUUGAGAUGCCUUGUGACCAUGCCUGUGUGGCAAAACCUCGCAACAGGUUAUCAUUUAUUUAUCAAACAGUUUUAAAUUUAAUAAAAUCAGUCCAAGAAGAAGAAACGGUGGCUUUACCAUGCAGUAGAAGAGAUUCAAAAGAUUCUAUUGAAUGAAAACGUGACAGAAUCCUUUAUUAAAUUGAAAUUAUAUUUUCAAACAUAUA
Molecule: messenger RNA, 2278 nt
Organism: Homalodisca vitripennis (glassy-winged sharpshooter)
Lineage: Eukaryota; Metazoa; Arthropoda; Insecta; Hemiptera; Cicadellidae
Product: protein SERAC1
Exons: 15
Coding region: 120-2228 (702 amino acids)
Source: RefSeq, a predicted model, not a curated record